Molecule: messenger RNA, 1310 nt
Organism: Meloidogyne enterolobii
Lineage: Eukaryota; Metazoa; Nematoda; Chromadorea; Rhabditida; Meloidogynidae
Source: the annotation of a GenBank genome assembly
CAAUGGAAUUUGAUGAAGAGAAACCAAAAGAUGCUAAAAUUGAUAGAAAAAGCAGAAAUGAUUCUUCAAAAACUUCAAAAAACAAUGAAGACAAAAAAGAUGUUUUGAAGAAUUUAGCGGAAAAAGAACCGGCACCGCCUGUAAAAAGAGAGCCUCUGUCUUUGGAAGAACUUUUAGAAAAGAAGAAACAAAUGGAGGAAGUUAAUAGCAAGCCAAAAUUUUUGACAAAAGCUGAACGUGAAGCAGAAGCAUUGCAACGUCGAAAAGAGGAAGUUGAACGAAAACAAAAGGAAUUGAAAGACUUGGAAAAACAACGAAAUAAAUUUCUUAGUGAGGCUCGAAAAUCUGAUCGUGAUAGUAGAAGAGAUCGUGAUCAUAGAAGAGACAGGGAUAGAAGAAGUCGAUCACGUUCAAGAACUCGUAGCAAAGAAAGAGAAGAAAGGCGUAAUGAAAGAAUAGCUGAAAAGGAUAGGGAAAGAAUGCAAGAGGCUAUUAAAACGCGUUAUUUGGGUGCCCCGAAAGAAAAACGUAAAUGGGGACGUCGUUUACACGAACGUAAAUUUAUUUUUGAUUGGGAACCAACAGAUGAUACCUCAAAUGACUACAAUGAUUUAUAUAAAGAAAGGCAUGAAGUUCAAUUUUUGGGAAGAGGUUCAAUUGCUGGAAUGGAUGUAAAUCAACAAAAGAAACAAAAAUCUGAAUUUUAUCAAAAAUUGUUGGAACAACGGAGAAGUGAAGCAGAAAAAGAACAAGAAAAGCAUAGAUUAAAACAACUUCAAAAGAAACAGAAAAAGGAAGAUUGGGAUAAUCGGCAUUGGACAAAAAAAGCUUUAAAUGAAAUGACUGAUCGAGAUUGGAGAAUAUUUCGAGAAGAUUUCAAUAUUACAAUAAAAGGUGGACGUGUCCCAAGACCUAUGAGACAUUGGGCUGAAAUGAAUUUACCUAAAGAUGUCCAUGAUGUUAUUUUGGAAGUUGGAUAUAAGGUUUGCGUUUUUAGAAUUUUUUUAAAAAUUUGGAAGAGGAUGUGGAGGUGUGAUAUUAUGAUGUCAAAACGACGAAAUCUCAAACCCUCUCCAAAAACCGGUGAAUGUCGAAAAUUGUAGGGGUUUUGGCAGGGUUGACAUUUCAAGGGUUGACACUUCUCACUGGCAGGGCAGGGUUGACACUUCUCAGGGUUUGACACUUCUCACUCUAUCAUUUCAUUCUAAACUAUUUUUUGAAUAUUUUUUUCUAUUCUCUCUCGAAUAUCUUCACAGAAAUAUUUAUUUUCUUACAUUUAAAAGCCUGGACUUUUUGUCCGCAAAUAUUUU